Messenger RNA from Octopus sinensis (East Asian common octopus), 1048 nucleotides. RefSeq lists its product as uncharacterized. NCBI's taxonomy places the organism in Eukaryota, Metazoa, Mollusca, Cephalopoda, Octopoda, Octopodidae. The record is from RefSeq and is a predicted model, not a curated record. The transcript is spliced from 3 exons. The coding region runs from base 464 to 907 and encodes 147 amino acids.
UAGAUAUUGAUCCCAUUGAUUCCAUUUUCUUGUCCAGAAAAGCCUACUGUUCGAAAUUUUAAAGCUUUCUCCUACGCUAGGUCGCCGCACUUCCCUAGUCUGAUGCUAAGCAAAUAUCGUGCGGUAUUUCAUCUUUAUUUAUUUAAACUAGGAAAUUAUACUUUGGGCAAUUAGUGCAGGAAACCUCACUUGCCGAAUUGCUCCACCCGAUUGCAAUCGAAAUUCUAUGCAGGCUGCAAGGACUAACUCCAACUAUUUCACAUUCAAUUACAAAAUACAUUUGAACACAGAAUCUACAAUUUCCACUAGAUUCAAAAGAUAUUGUUGAAAUGGAUAUAAUGAUAAAGUAAAUUGUAGAUUUUCAUUUUCUCAGCACGUAGCAGACAUGGGCAACCUUUUUUCAAGAAAAGAACUGCAUGUGACAUGGUUCAUCGUUAGUGAGGAAAUAUUUGGUUUUAUUUAAAUGAAGGUGGUAAACCAGAUUGUACAGAAAAUUCACCUUCGUAGCUACCCAAAUAGACCUUUGGCAUCAGAAGUUCUCACAUGCCACCUUCUUCAACGCCAACAUCCAUAUUGGACAUCGUUCAGCGUUUAUAAAAAAUCAGUGUGUAACGACCAUUUUGGCCUCUCCCAUUUCAACUGGACUGUUGGCAAAUACAACUAUCAUAUUUUAAGAACUGGUUGUUUUCCUUUUAUUAAGUAUCAUUGUACCAGACGACCUUAUGAAGAUCUGACAUUUGAUAACACAUUUUUCACUUUUCUGAAGGUUAUUAAUUUAGGUGUUCCUACAUUGGCAUAUGGCAUUGCUUGCUGGAUGUUGGUCAGAUAUCAUGAAGAUGUAGAAACUACAAAAGGCACCGUUCGAAUAUACUUCCUGAAUAAAGAAGAAAAAAAUUCACAGUACUGAAAUAACCAUUUACUUUUUAUAAACCAAUCCAACAAAAUCCUUCUCAUUUGGGAUUGCCAUACGGAUGCUGUUUAUUUCAAUAUAACCUAAAGGACUCUUUUUUUUUUUUUAUAUAUGUUAGGCUAGAGAAAUGUCUGUCCC